AGCUAUUUAAAGAAGCCUGUAAGAUAGCAUAUUAGGAAGCUUUAAAGGCAGGUUGGAGUGUGGGGUGGACUUAAAUUCGAUGUAAAUGCAAGGGUAAAAAAAAAAAAAAAAUCAAAACCCAAAACAAACCACAUCGUUUUCAUUUAGAAAAAAAAAAAAUACAGUUAAACAGACACACAUACAAAUGUGCAAUCUUAGAUUCUGGUCAGUAUUUAAAAGCAGUAUAAUCAACAGGAAGGAGCACUUACCUAUUGAAAAGGAUGGUUUAAUGAUAUAUAUUAAUGUAUAUUAGCUUUAUGUCUUCCCAAUAAAAUGUACACAAAAUACCCCCUUCGAUCAGAUUAGCUCCCAUAUUAGCCUGGGUAAGAAAAAGCAUUCUAAAGAGUGGAGGAAAAAAUGUAUAAAAAUGUUGAAAGAACCUACAGUUCCUUAUUAGGCGAAGAUACAAUAUUUAUUCCUUGUCUCCUGGGAUGAAGCUCCUCUAUCUAUUGUCCUCCCAGUUCUCAGUGCUGAUGCUUAAUUUUCAAAACUUCUAUAUUACCAAGGGACCUACGACAUCAGCCAAAGAAAUACCCAGCAAGUACAAAAUCUGAUCCAGGGAGCAGCUUUUGUGCAGAGGGAAAAUUUUGUUCCUACAGGUUUUUAAGGAGGUGCAUGGAAAAGCGAGAGAUCUGGUCUAUGCAGAUACAUUGCAAAUUCUCUCUCUCUGUAGAGAUUUUUUCUAAAAAAAAUUUGGGGAAAUACACGAACUUUGGAUUUUUCAAGUUUUUCCUUUUUUUUUUUUUUUUUUUUUUUUUUUUUUUGUUUGGAGAGGGGAAUUUUAUCCAGAGGGUUUGUGGGGUUUUUUCCUUUUUUUUUUUUUUUUUUCGGAGAACCAAAAAAUGUCAACUACCUUUCCAGGUCUCGUCCACGAUGCAGAGAUACGUCAUGAUGGAUCAAACAGUUACCGUUUGAUGCAGCUUGGAUGCCUGGAGUCUGUGGCCAACUCGACCGUCGCCUACUCCUCAUCAUCUCCUCUCACUUACUCCACCACGGGCACCGAGUUCGCCUCCCCGUACUUCUCCACUAACCACCAGUACACCCCACUGCACCACCAGUCCUUCCACUACGAGUUCCAACACAGCCACCCGGCAGUCAACCCCGACGCUUACUCCUUGAACUCUCUCCAUCACUCCCAGCAAUACUACCAGCAGAUCCACCAUGGGGAACCCACUGAUUUCAUCAACCUGCACAAUGCGCGGGCGCUCAAGUCCUCUUGCUUGGACGAGCAGAGGAGAGAGCUGGGGUGCUUAGAUGCUUACCGCCGCCACGACCUGUCUCUUAUGAGCCAUGGAUCCCAAUAUGGGAUGCAUCCAGAUCAAAGACUCCUGCCAGGACCAAGCCUCGGGCUUGCAGCCUCGGGAGCAGACGAUUUGCAGAGCUCAGUGGAGGCCCAGUGUGGACUUGUACUGAACGGGCAAGGAGGUGUGAUAAGAAGAGGUGGCACAUGCGUUGUUAACCCCACCGACCUGUUCUGCUCUGUUCCUGGUCGCUUAUCACUACUCAGCUCCACUUCGAAGUACAAAGUGACCAUCGCAGAGGUGAAGAGGCGCCUUUCACCACCAGAAUGCCUCAAUGCUUCCCUCUUAGGAGGUAUUUUGAGAAGAGCAAAAUCCAAGAAUGGAGGACGCUGCUUGCGAGAAAAAUUAGACAGACUGGGACUGAAUUUGCCUGCAGGAAGAAGAAAAGCAGCAAAUGUCACACUCUUGACUUCCUUGGUAGAAGGAGAAGCAUUACAUUUGGCCAGAGAUUUCGGCUACACCUGCGAAACAGAGUUCCCUGCCAAGGCGGUAGGAGAGCACAUUGCCAGACAGCACAUGGAACAGAAAGAGCAGACAGCGAGGAAAAAGAUGAUCCUAGCAACAAAACAAAUAUGUAAAGAAUUCCAAGACCUUCUAAGUCAAGACAGAUCACCUCUCGGAUCCUCUCGACCGACUCCAAUAUUAGACCUCGACAUCCAGAGACAUUUAACACAUUUCAGUUUGAUCACUCAUGGUUUUGGAACUCCUGCAAUAUGUGCUGCCCUAAGCACUUUCCAAACUGUUCUCAGUGAAAUGCUGAACUACUUGGAAAAGCACACAUCGCACAAAAACGGAGGAGCGGUGGAAUCCGGCCAAGGACACGCCAACUCGGAGAAAGCCCCCCUGCGGAAAACUUCAGAGGCUGCUGUGAAAGAGGGCAAAACAGAAAAGACAGACUAGCUACAUCAAACAGAAUCUAUUUCGAGAGAGUCUUGCUGCUGAUAUUUUUUUUAAAUAUAUAUAUCAUUGAGGGCAAUUUAUCUCCAGUGGACCAAAUCCAAAAAAAGGGAAAAAAAAAAAAAAAGAAAGAAAAAUCAAAUAAAUUAAAAGAAAAUAAAAAAGAGAAAGAUUAAAACAGAGAGAAAGAGAGAGAGUGAGAGAGGAAAGUAUUCAAUCUUAAGAACAUCAUUGUACAGUAAUUGUGUGAUGAAAUUGUCACUUUUUAAAAAUUUAUGUUGCUCUAAACUACUUUUUUGUGCACGUAGUAUUUGAUUGUUCUGAAUGAUGAUACACUAACACUGUUUUUUAUAAGCACUUCUGGACUUGGCUGAGGUGGCACAUGAAAUUUGAAGCACUUUCUUCUCCAGCAGCAGAGUUAGGGCCAGUGCUUUGGUUGUGGGACAUGCAGUUCCAGUAUCCUGACUUUGCUUGCAUGCUGGAUAGAUUGAAAGAAGGGCUUCCUCUGAUCCAUCGGAAUUGCCUGAUCUACUCACCAUUGGGAAAACAAUAUGGAAACCUGGCAAAAGAGGAAUUCUUGGGUCAUGGGACAAAUGAACUGUUUGGUGUUGGGGGCUACUCAUCCCCACGUGGGAAUGUACAAUAAAGCUGCACUGGAAUGAGGCCAGAACCUGCUCGGAAUCUGUCCUCAAGCAGCAAACAUGGUGUCUCUUUUGAAAAGAGCAUGGCAGACAAAAGUGAAAGAAAAAAACAACCUUGAUAGCUUCAAUAAAAGCCCUCAUGCCUCUGCGAACUUCAGAUUAAAUGACAGCAUGGGCUUCUGUCCUCUGUCUUCUCAGCCCCUGGCCCUAUAACACGGCAGUCUGCCAUACCUGGGUCUCUAUUUAACAGGUUCUAUCCAGGCAAUUAGAGCCAUCUUUUCUGUUGCCUUGAUUUUAUAAUGCUUUCUUUUCUUCAGCUUAUUUCUGCAGCUUUAUUGUCUUUAGAAAUACAGCUGAGAUGCAGAGGUCUAACAGAAUCCACUCAUUUCCUAAAAGAAAACAAAAUAAAACAAAACCAAAAUGACAAAUAAGACAGAUUGGCUUAGUCCACAGCAGCUACGUAGUAAUAACCUUGCUAAUGUACUUUUGAAAUACUACUUUUUACCACUCGUCCUCACACAGAAAACAUUGGAGACAUAGAUUGAGCUCAAGAGGCUUUUUCCAGCCACAUUCUAACUUCUUCAACAAGAAUUUUAUUCCAUUCCUUUUCUUGUUCCUCUGACAUCACUUUAUUGAGAAAGUUAGGCAGGAUUGGUAUUACAGGGUGGGGCUAUACUGGCCAUCUAAACUCUUUUUAAGAUCAGCAGAACCAGACCUUUUCUUCCAAGGGACAGUUCAUCUCUGUGUGGUAGGAAAUACUACAGUUGUCCACAUGUAAAUGUUCAGAACCCGUUGAGAUAUUUUAGAGUAUCUAAGACAGUCACAGAGUUUUGACCAAUACAACACGAAACCUAGAGGAGAACUGGACUCACCUGAGGAGGAACUGGAGGAUCCCAGAAGAUAACACUAGAUAUCCAUGGGUGGCCCCUUGACUGGCACACCAAGUAUCUAGGAUAGGUAGAAGGGAUCAUCUGGAAGUGCCUGUUAUUCUUCACAGAUAAUAGCUAGAAUGUAACAGUGUCAUUUUGCAUUGUACAUGACUGCAACUAGAUUAAUCAUCCUCCUCUCCCUACAAUCAGCAGAGAGAAAAAGGCCCUUACAGUAUGCAGUUUAUCUCACCUCAAAGCAAUGAUGAAUCAUGCCCUAAAAGUAUGUACUUUUCUCAACUAUGUAUAAAGGAAGCCAAGGAUAAAAGCGCUCAUUCACGUCUACAUCGUAGCUUUCUAGGGUCAGUUAACAUGCAUUACAUCUUGAAUGACCAGCUUUAGAAUAACCUAGGGACUAUGACAAAUAUCUGAGGGCAUUUACAGCCAUGAUGUAGAGGGUCAAAGUGAAUUAACAAAAUCAGCCUCACCUUCCAAAUGUAUGGAAGGAAACAGCACUUAUGGCAUGAUGCUUUUCCUCUUGAGAGGACAUUGCCAUCAUGGUGAGAAAACACAAUAGGAAAUAUUGAGUCCCUGUUUGCUUGCAUUAAAAAAAAAAAAAAAAAAGAUAUCCCAUGAUUUUGCCUAGAAUUGUCCUUGCUUACAUUAGGUAUGUAACUGAGAUACCUACUUUAGUGGUAUUUAGGCACCUUCUAUGCAUUGAAGGAAACAGGUGUAUCUCCAUGCGACUCCACCUCCUUAACACUCUAAGAUCAGCUAAGUGCCUAACAAAUUAAAUUUUACAGAAUGAAUUUUUCACUCCAGCACCUCUGGAGAAGUACUAAAAUCAAAUGAAUGAUCCUCAGAGAUGUCUUUGACAGAAACAUUGUGGGACUGCUCUAGAACAUGAAAUACUUCAGUGUGAAAGUAGGUGACCAUGAUUAAAAGUGAAAAGGAAAUUCAUUCUGCUUUUUCCAUUGACCAAACUGAGAGAGAGAAAAGGAGAGAGGGGAAAAUUAGAAGUUUUACUGUCAGAUACUCAGAUUUGCCACAUCAAAACGUAGUGUAAAGCAAUUUAAUCAUGGUCCUUUGCUUCAAAAUGUAGAUAAAUUUAAAUUAGAUUUUGGUUGAGGGGACAAAGAAAAGAAAAAAGUUUUUUAAAUCUGUUUAGAUUUUCUUCACUAAAAUAUCAAUCUUCUGGAGAAGGGGGAAUGUCUGGUUGGGAAAAUUAUUCUGUGAAAAUGUUGAGAAAGCAGCAUUUUAUUACAAUCAAAUUCAAAUGUCUGAUAUUGGAAAUAAUAUGUAUACAACUAUAUUUGAAAUAUUUACCUAUUCAGGAUAUGGUAAAAGAUUCCAACAAUAAUUUAUUUAAAGACUUGCAUCUUUUUUUGUUACAUAAUCACUAUGAGCCUCUGCUCUGGAAGCAACAAAAUAUUUUUGACCUGAAUUACCCCUUGAUUUAGUAAUAUUGAUAAACCUGAGUACUCUUGAAACCCCAGAGCUUCCAGGGUUUGACUUAAUGACCCCUACAUAUUCUUUUGUAAGAUUCAAUAGAGAUCUGAUUCAACCUGAUUAAACUGCUGUUUAUUCUUACCAUGAAGAGGCUACCUGCAUUUACAUCCCAAACUUUCUGGUUUUUCCUUUAGUAUAUUAGCACACUUUAAAAGCAAAAUUCUUUUAAAAAAGUAGCUGCAAGUUUGCUGACAUUCACAGGCUCUCUGUAUUUCAUUGUUAAUUGUUCCUGACAAUUUUAUUGAAAGAAAAAAUAAUUAUUACUGCAGUUUGGUGUCAAAUGCCUUUGAUUUUUGGAAUCAGAACUUUCAGUGUGAUUUUAAGCAAUGAAUUCACUGAUGUUGCUGUUAAAAUCUCAGCUUAAUCCAGUUAUACCUGCACAAUAUCCCCACGUUGUGUCUUUUUUUUAUAUUCUUAGUCUUUGUUUCUUUGUAAAUGUUACCAUCUUAAAACAUGAAUUAAAUCAGUCUGAAGGAAGGGCAUGGUUUGAAGUGCUCACUGGUGGCACUGGUAUCUCACUGGUAGCAAGUUCAAGUAUAUUUGUACUUUUUUGACUUUGAAAUUAAUCUGAGGUAAAAGAAAACAAAAAAAAAAAAAAAAGAAAAAGUUCUUCCUUUGAAAGAUCAUGGAAUUGUUUGUUCCAUUCAGGUCAAAACCAUCAAAGGAGUACAGAAAAGUGUCCAAACUUUUGGACACUGAAUGUGCAGCAAUGAAUCGUCAUGAUUUUUGAAACCCUGAAAAUAGAUUCAUUGCGGUCUGAGCAUUUGGAUCCUGCUGUUCUUCAGCCCAUCACUCAGCUUUGUAUGCGCUACAGCUUUCCCACCACGAACCUCACAACACUUUAAGUAGGUCUCUAAACUUGUUUCUUAUACUAAGCACUACCACAUGUGAGUCACAAAGACCAGCUAUUAACACCUGGAUCUAUUAGCAAAUUACUUAUGAAGUAAACAUACUGACAAACCACAUACUUGUCCUUCUAGAGCAAGGUGUUAGUGUGAGUUCAAGUAGCUCAUAUGUGGUCUAAGUUUAGAAGGCAAAUCUCUGGCAGAACUAGGAGUGACAUUCUUAUCUCCAACCUCUGCUCUGAGAUUUGAAUCUCUGUUCACAUAGUUCUCUAUUAGUAUCAUCAUGUCAGAGGUGUGUAGUAAAGGGAAAGUUUUAUGCAGAUAAUGAUAACUAGACAGUGUUCAUAUGGCCUGUAAAGGGGAGUGAACCACAGACAAGCAGUGAUGACCCUGCCCCCUACUACUGAAGACUGUCAAGAAUUUUGUCCUCCAUGCCACGAUCUUAAACCCUAACUCUUUCUAGGUGUCAUUCUGUUGCCUUGGAGAACUGGCACAAGGGGUGAAUUUGGACCUUUAAUUAACUUCUUUUUUAAAGAUAAACUUCAACAUUCAUUGGGAAAAGACUUCAGCUCUCCAAAUUAACAAGGAAUCUGCUCUUUGAAGCGUCUCUUUAACUUUUUCUAAGAACAAAAAAAUCUGCUAUAAGCAGGCACAAUGUAUAGUCCUUCCAUAUCCUGGACUUCUGUGUAAAUAUUUCCCCCGCUCAUCUCUUCCUUUGAAUGUUACUCAAUGGCACAGCAACGGCUCACAAUUUUGUGGCAAGGCUCAAGAAGGGCUGCUUUAUAGUUCGAAGAGCCAAUUUCUCUAACUGCUUUUUUGUUUGUUUGUUUGUUUUGUUUCCUAAUACCAACAAGCAGUUUUGGUCUUAGAUGUCUUAGGUAUCCAAAAGGGCUGAUGAUGAAUUGCAAGGUCAUUUGACUUUCAUUUAUCCUUUGGAGAGAGAGUUCUGCUGCUCUAAUUCUUUAUUUUUAAGGACAAAUAAAACCCCAGCAUUAAUAGAAGACACAAGCCUGCAACACAAGGAAGAAUCAAUAAACAUAAUUAUACAGGAAUUGCAUUUAUAAAAAUAUCCUCUGCCUCUGUCCUCAUUACAGGUUCAACAGGACUUCAGAACAGCUGUGUUGGAAAUGGGGGAGGAAGAUAAAGUAAUUUUCCUUUACCAGGUGAAGGUCAUUUGGAGAGAUCUGAUCUUUUUUUAUUGUUAUUCUUUAAUUUUCUUUAUUUUGUACAAUUGAUUCUGUUCUGUACAGCAGCUGUUGUGAUUGUAUUUAAAUGUGAGUGCACACUUGGUCACCAAAAAACAAUGUUCUACUUGCUGGUUUGGGAUUUUGGUUUGGAUUGGUUUUUUUUUCCUUUCACUUAAUUUAACUUAGUUUAUAAUUCAGUGGUGAAAAACAUAAUCUUUUAUAUUUCUAUUUCAUUUCCUAUACAAGCUACCUGUUUUACAUGAGUCUAUGAAGAUAAUGACCGCAUUUGAUCAAACAUUUCACGGCAAUAAAAUCUAUGUUGAUUUAA
Messenger RNA from Strigops habroptila (Kakapo), 7613 nucleotides. RefSeq names its product transcription factor AP-2 delta (gene TFAP2D). Bases 882 to 2240 code for a protein of 452 amino acids. The transcript is spliced from 8 exons. NCBI's taxonomy places the organism in Eukaryota, Metazoa, Chordata, Aves, Psittaciformes, Psittacidae. The record is from RefSeq and is a predicted model, not a curated record. Gene Ontology annotation, biological process: regulation of cell population proliferation; anatomical structure development; regulation of transcription by RNA polymerase II. Gene Ontology annotation, molecular function: DNA-binding transcription factor activity, RNA polymerase II-specific; RNA polymerase II transcription regulatory region sequence-specific DNA binding. Gene Ontology annotation, cellular component: nucleus.